Rhodofomes roseus is the source of this 1589-nucleotide messenger RNA. Its product is annotated as zf-PARP-domain-containing protein. Lineage: Eukaryota; Fungi; Basidiomycota; Agaricomycetes; Polyporales; Fomitopsidaceae. The record is from RefSeq and is a predicted model, not a curated record. Bases 131 to 1276 code for a protein of 381 amino acids. The transcript has 9 exons. Gene Ontology annotation, molecular function: DNA binding; zinc ion binding.
GCGUUAUUCAAAGCGGACUUUGAAGCCUUGCAUUGCAACCAGAUAAAAGGCGUCACCUGCCGACACCCCACCGCACACCUGAACACUACCUGAACCCUAUCUUCCACCCGCACUCUCACAUCCCCCAACCAUGUCUGACGAAGAAGGAGGCAAGAAGUCGGGAUACCGAUUGGAAUAUGCGAGCUCGUCUCGGGCGAAGUGCAAUGGUACCAAGCCAUGCAAAGGAACUCCAAUUGCCAAGGGCGAACUGCGUUUUGGCAGUCUAGUAGACUUCAGAGGAAACACUUCCUUUUCAUGGCGCCACUGGGGUUGUGUGACCCCCAAAAUCAUCUCCAACAUGAAAAACUCGUUCGAAGAGGCAGAUGAGCUUGACGGCUUUGACGACCUCACCGACGAGGAUAAGGACAAAAUCCGUGUGGCCUGGGAGGAUGGCAAGGUCGCCGAUGAAGACAUCCCUGACACUGCGCAGAAGCCCGAGGGCGAGGAGGACGAGGAUGAGGAUGAGGAGAAGCCCAAGAAGAAGGCUCCCGGAAGGAAGAAGAAAACUGAUGCUGACGAGAAUGGUGAGCCGCAGAAGAGCGUAUUCAAGUUGGAGUACGCGUCGUCUAGCCGAGCCAAGUGCAAGACGUGUGGAGACAGUGUCGGCAAGGGCUUCUUCCGGCUCGGCCAGGAGGUAGACUUCCGCGGUCAUAAGGCUGUGAACUGGCGACACUUCGGCUGUGCUGACGCCAAGAUGAUCGCAUCUAUGCAAGCCUCCUACAGCGAGUCCUCUGAGAUCGACGGCUUCAACGACCUCAAACCAGCUGAACAAGAAAAGGUUCAGCGCGCGUGGGACGCGGGCGAGGUGCCGGAGGAAGACCAGGGUCCUGGAGAGGCCGUCGAAACUGCCAAAAAGGCUGCACCGAAGCGCAAGAAGAAGGACGAGGAUGGCGAGGAGGAGAAGCCCAAGCGAUCGAGGGCGAAGAAGGCUAAGGAUGACGAUGACGAGGAAGAAAAGCCGAAGCGUAAGCGUGCCCCCGCGGCGGAGAAGAAGACCAAGGCACCUGCCAAGAAGAGCAAGAAAAAGACUAGCGACGACGAUUCCGGCGAGGAUUUCGGUAACGAGAUCGCAGCUGUGGGCGACGACGAGGAAGAGGAAGAGGAAGAAGAGCCUGCCCCCAAGAAGCGGAAGACUGCCCCCGCCCCCAAGGGUAAGCCUGCGUCGAAGGCCAAGCCGGCUGCCUCUCGCGGGAGGAAAAAGGCCCAAGAGUCUGAAGUCGAGGAUGAUUACGAGUGAAUGGUUUCCUCAGCUCGUCCCAUCCCUGCGUGUCGUCGGACCCUCCGUUCUCGUCCGCUGUCGUUGUCACAUCCGUAGUUGCUUUGCAUCUCAUCCUGCCAAGGUAAUGUAUGGACAUCGUGUAAUAGUAUUCCUCUUCUGCCCGUCCUGGAAUCUCGCGUCCACUCCCUUCUGUUCUGUUGUUGCGAUCGCCGCUCCAUAGACUUUACGACCGUGACGCUAUAUCUUACCUAACUUAUGUGACUACUGCGCGUGUACCGAUAUAGAAUACCCGCCGUGUCCUAGUGAAUCGAUACCGUGCUACUUUAGGCUA